AUGGGCCAGAAUGAUCUGAUGAGCACCGCUGAGGACUUUGCAGACCAGUUCCUGAGAGUGACGAAGCAGUACCUUCCCCACGUGGCCCGCCUGUGUCUGAUCAGCACCUUCCUGGAGGAUGGCAUCCGCAUGUGGUUCCAGUGGAGCGAGCAGAGGGAUUACAUCGACGCCACGUGGAACUGUGGCUAUUUCCUGGCCUCCAUUUUCGUGUUCAUCAAUCUCUUCGGACAGCUGAGUGGCUGUAUCCUGGUGCUGAGCAGGAACUUUGUGCAGUAUGCCUGCUUUGGAUUGUUUGGAAUUAUAGCAUUACAGACCAUUGCAUACAGCAUACUAUGGGAUCUGAAGUUUUUGAUGAGGAACCUUGCACUGGGGGGAGGUUUGCUGCUGCUUUUGGCUGAGUCACGCUCCGAGGGGAAGAGCAUGUUUGCUGGUGUCCCUACUAUGCGGGAAAGCUCUCCUAAACAGUACAUGCAGCUGGGUGGACGUGUGCUGCUGGUUCUUAUGUUCAUGACGCUGCUCCAUUUUGAUUCCAGCUUCUUUUCUAUUUUGCAGAACAUCGUGGGCACAGCCCUGAUCAUCUUGGUGGCAAUUGGCUUUAAGACAAAGCUGGCUGCCUUGACUCUGGUCAUCUGGCUGUUUGCCAUCAACAUCUACUUCAACGCCUUCUGGACCAUCCCCGUCUACAAGCCCAUGCACGAUUUCCUCAAAUACGACUUCUUCCAGACCAUGUCCGUCAUCGGAGGGCUCCUUCUGGUGGUGGCCCUCGGUCCAGGGGGUGUCUCCAUGGAUGAGAAGAAAAAAGAGUGGUAACAGGAGCAGCAGCACUUCUUAGGACAUGACACCUUAAGUCCAGGACUGAUUCUCUAUGGAUUCAACAAGAACUGCCAACACUUUACACGUAAUGGCCCCCUUCCCCUGUUAAAGGCACAGAUGUUUUGAGAAUCUGAUUUACAGUGGCACCAGUACAAUAAUACAUGCAUCCUGUUUCUUGGAGGGACAUGGCUAAGGUUUAUUGUUUUAACUUUUUUAGAAUUGGAAUUAACCCAAGGAACCUGCAGUUCUAAGUACUUCAGUGUUGCAAUAGAAGAGUCACUGCCCCUUCUGCCUGUAACAGCUUUUUAAAUGUAAAGUACUGUGAGCAGAGGCAACCAUAUCAUUCAUUCAGUGUGCUGUUGGGUUAAUCCUCACUUACAUUUUAGCUAUGGCUAAAUGAGUUAAUUCCCUCAUCAGAACUCAAAAUCCUGUCCCAUCAGAAAUGCCAGCAGUUGGCUUUAGCAUGGUUUGUUUUAGUGAAACCUUACUCCAAGAGAAAUUAUUGUUUAAGAAAAACAACAAUACAGUAUUAUCUACCCUUUCCACAGCCAAACCGCACGAAGGGAGAAAGCAAAGCCCAGCUCUCGGCAUUUUUCACUAGGUGAGGAAAGGAAAAGGUUUUUUCCUUUAAGGAAGAUGGAAGAUAUCACUUCCUUAUGGGACAAGAGGUAAAGAUGCUGAAUUGCUUAUAUGAGUUCAAUAAGGGAGUUUGGGGAGUAUCAUUUAAGGUUAUUGAAGUGCUGUGCCAACAUCAAUCCUAUUCAGUGUUUGUUUUUUUUUCCUCUGUCAGAAGAGCAAAGCUAUACUGCUCUUCCCAAGAGACUCUUCCAUAAUCUACAACCCAGCUUUGACUUCCAUUUUUUCCUCUAUUACCUUCAACCUGAGCUGUUAUUGUUGUAAACACAAUUUGUAGGAUGAUGAUCCCUUUUUGUGCACUCAGCUGAAAGCUCUGAAACAGUGUUUUGCAGCAUGUGCAGGUUAGGAGCAGUGUCUGUGCUUCUAGGCUAUCGGUCCUCUUGUCCCCUGAUGUAUCUUUGUCAGUCUCUCUUGCAAAGGGUUUUAAAACCUUAGCUUGCAGUGUCAGGUUGUAGACUUCUGAAGAGGGGCCGGGCUGUGGCAUUUCUGCACGUAUUCAUGGGCACAGGGAAAGUUUUCCUGCCAAGGCUCUGUUGAUCUAGUCCUAAAUAGUGCCCAGCUAUUAGCUCUGUGAUACCUUGUCCCUUUGAGUCUCUGUUUCAGUCUGCCUUGCUUCUGGCAGCAGCAGACUAGAAUUUCAUACCUCUUUGCUAAUCAGAUGCUAACUUAGUCCUUCUUACGUUCUGAUCAUUUCACUGAAAGGGACGGGGAUAGUCCUCCAGUUUAAUGGGCUGAGAGAAAAGAAGGAACAUAUUUUGUCUUUCACUGGGGUAGCCUACGCCUCCUGUGUACAUAUCUAGAAACCAUGCAAAGAAGCAGUGUUUCAUCCUCUGCUAGCCAAGUAUGUUGAUUCCCCCUAAGACGAUUCAAUGAGGUACUAAAUCCAUGACCUCCCAUUAACUAGUAGCCAGGUAAGGUACAUAGGGUAGCUGCUGGACCAAGAAACCAAAGAACUGCUACGUGAGUAUCUACAUGUAAUUCUCAUGUAGCUAACAGGAACAUACAGUGCAUGGAAGUGCUGACCUGGACAGUGCAACUUAAACAGCUUUAGUUUGGAAAACAGAACUACUCCCCACAUCUGAUGACAAAUAGAAAAGCUUUCACAAACAUUUAGCUAAUGCCAUCAGGGUGUUAAGGAAGACUGGCCUUCGUGGUUAGAUAAAGCACUGCUGCUGAAAUUUCUUAAGCUCUUUUAAAAUCAAAUGGUAUGUUAACCCACCACUGCCUUAUUUCCUGGAAUUUGCAGGAGACUUUUCUCCUGCCACUGCUUUCACACUGCCUGUGUCUUCAUCACAAGGGAACCUGGGGCAUUCUGCCGCACCGCAGGUACAAUCUCUUCUCUUCUGUGCUGACAGUCAGCAUACACAAACACGAGUCUCCUGAGAUACAGACCCUUCCCAACACUCUUAACUGCUGUGGAUGAUUCUUGUAUUUAUAUGUUAAAUAGACAGAAGCCAGGUUUUCUUAUUACCCUUAGUUAGCUUUCUUACCUCUGAUUCUUCCAAGCUAAAGGAGUUUGAUUGCUUUGGAAGAGAAGCAGUUCAAUCAGACACUAACUGAUCUGUGAAAAAUAGUCCUCUCAUCAAGAGACUGCCUGUAGCUCCGCGAUAGCCAGGCACCCCAAAAAGAAUUUUCCCCUUUUAGGAAAAGUAACUAUCAGUAGCCUUUGCAGCAGGGAUUUUGCAAGUACAGUAUCAUCACUCAGUACUAAGUGAAGGGUUUUUGUUUAAAAAAAAAAUAAAAAUAAAAAGACGCUGCUCUUCAAGACAGCACAAAACUAGCCAUAGCAUUUUAGCAAGAGUCUUCUGCAACAGAACUAGCUGUCCCCUACAGAUGCUGCUGUACCCAGACAUCUCCCCAAACUGAUGGCGAUUUCACCACUGGUCAGAAUGAAAAAGCCUCCUAUUCAAAAGCAGGAUUUCUACUGAUUGACUUUUGCAAAAUGUUGUGGAAUCCAUUUUGAAUAUAUUUUUUGCUUUCUAUGUGGAAAAAAGAAAAUAAGUAUAAAUUCCCAUUUUAUGAUGUAUUUUGUACCUUAGUUGUGUUUGAAAAUGUUUUGAUUUUUGGAAACAAUCAAAAUAAAACGAUGGCAUCUUUGUUGUA
This is a messenger RNA of Alligator sinensis (Chinese alligator), 3552 nucleotides long. It is a transcript of the gene SURF4, whose product is annotated as surfeit 4. The transcript is spliced from 6 exons. Gene Ontology annotation, cellular component: membrane; endoplasmic reticulum-Golgi intermediate compartment; endoplasmic reticulum. Gene Ontology annotation, biological process: Golgi organization. The record is from RefSeq and is a predicted model, not a curated record. Bases 1 to 810 code for a protein of 269 amino acids. Lineage: Eukaryota; Metazoa; Chordata; Crocodylia; Alligatoridae.